AUGAAGAACAUGCUCAAAACAACCUGGCAACACCCCCGGCACUGGUACUGGCACCUCCUGGAUUAUGUGAUUGUCUGGCAAAAGGACAGAUGGGAUGUUCUCACCACCAGAGCCAUGCGCGGAGCAGAGUGCUGGACCGACCAUCUCAUGGUGAGGUCCAAGCUCCUCAUGAACAUUCAACCCUGUCGCCCUAGGACAGCCCAAACCAAGAAACUAAACUGUACAGCACUGAACAGCCCCACCACCAAAGACAACCUUCGACGGCUCCUUGCAAAAAACCUUGACCAGAUCCCUGAAGAAUCCACUGACUGGCCAGCCCUGCGUCAUGCCAUCCAUAGCGCAGCUUCAACGGCCCUUGGCCAUUUGAGGAAACGCCAUCAGGACUGGUUCGAUUGCAACUCAGCCGAAAUACAGCUACUCCUACAAACCAAACACCAAGCACAUAAAGCCCUCCUGUCCUGCCCUGGAUCUUCUUCCCUGAAAGCCACCUUUGCUGCCACCAGAUCGGCAACUCUCUGCACCCUCCGGACCAUGGAAGAUGCCUGGUGGGUGCAGAAGCCUUCUUACACGCCGGCUGCACCUCUUGAUUUCACACAUGUGGGAAAAUGAGACCCUCCCACAAGACUGGAAGGAUGCCAACAUUGUGGUCAUCUAUAAGAACAAAGGUGACAAAGCAGUCUGUGGGAACAGCCAUGGAAUCUCCCUCCUCUCCAUCGCAGGGAAAGUAUUGUCUAAGAUCAUGCUCAAGAGACUGGUGGAGCACAUCUCGGAGGCUGCCCUCCUGGAGACACAAUGUGGCUUCUGGAAGACUAGAUCCACCACCGACAUGGUCUUUGUCUUAAGGCAGCUACUGGAGAAGAGCAGAGAGCAGUGCAAAGACCUCUAUAUAGCCUUCAUCGACCUCAGCAAAGCUUUUGACACCGUAAGUCGUGAGCUGCUCUGGAAACAACUCUCUAAACUCGGGGUACCAUCCAAGUUCCUCUCCGUCCUACAGCAACUGUAUGACGGGAUGCAAGCCAGAGUCUUCACCGGAGAACUCCAGUCAGAGUUCUUCAGAGUAAACGUUGAGGUGAAGCAAGGCUGUGUCUUAGCACCGGUACUUUUUAAUCUCCUCCUUUUUGCUAUCACCUGCCUCUUCCAUCGCGCCCUGGAUCACAAUGACGGUGUUCACCUUCAAUACCGUCUUGACGGAAGUCUCUUCAACACCCGCCGUCUCCACGCGGAUGACUGCGCAGUCCUGGCACACAGCCCAGAGUCCACGCAGUAUGCCCUCAACACAAUCAUGUCCCAACUCACUACCCAACCUGCCUCACCCCACAGCUUUCAUAUAAAUGGUGUCCCUCUCAAAACAAUUGAUCACUUCACUUACCUCGGCUCCACACUGUCCUCCCACUGCUCCCUUGACAUAGACAUACACACCCGCAUCAAUAAAGCUUCAUCCGCCUUUGGACGGCUCCGCAGCUGGGUUUUCGAAAACCACAAUCUGAAGGUCAGCACCAAGGUUGCUGUCUACAACGCAGUAUGUGUCUUCACUUUGCUCUACGGGGCAGAAACAUGGACUCCGUACAGAUCGCACAUCUCAAACUUGGAGGCCUUCCAUAUCCGCUGCCUCCAGAAGAUCCUUGGCCUGUCCUGGGUAGAUAGAGUCCCUUACACCGAGAUCCUGGAGAAAACGAAUUCCAGCUGUAUGUAAGCAGCUGUAGCCAAAAGACACCUACGCUGGAUCGGACACACCAUCCGCCUGCCUGAACACCACCUGCCCCGACAAAUCCUCUACGGACAACGACACGAUGCUAAGCGUGCUGCUGGUGGUCAAAAGAGGCGUUACAAGGACUACACCAAGGAGCUUCUGAAACACACUGCCAUCAACCCCAUGCAGCUUGAAACUCUGGCACUUGAUCCCAUAGCUUGGCGAGACACCUGUGCCAGAGCAAUCUCACGAAUAAACGACAGCAACCAGCAAAGGAGGUCUGAGAGAUGUGCCCAGCGACACCAGAGGACGGCCAGCAUCCGACCAAUGUCCGGGAUCCCCUGCCCUAUCUGCGGACGGAUGUGCACCUCACACAUCGGCCUUGACAGUCACAUCAAGUGGCACCAGCAGCAACAUCGCUGA
This is a messenger RNA of Xyrichtys novacula (pearly razorfish), 2113 nucleotides long. Lineage: Eukaryota; Metazoa; Chordata; Actinopteri; Labriformes; Labridae. The record is from the annotation of a GenBank genome assembly.